Molecule: messenger RNA, 1055 nt
Organism: Gigantopelta aegis
Lineage: Eukaryota; Metazoa; Mollusca; Gastropoda; Neomphalida; Peltospiridae
Product: thialysine N-epsilon-acetyltransferase-like
Exons: 5
Coding region: 145-774 (209 amino acids)
Molecular function (GO): N-acetyltransferase activity
Source: RefSeq, a predicted model, not a curated record
GGUACCUUUGUUAUGAAAGGAAUACAUCCGUUGGUCUGAAAGAACGGUUGCCGAAACACUAUUUAAUUAACGAAAAUCCGAAGGGGUCGGGUUUACACGUAGGGUCGGAAUAUCACCAAUCUACCCUAUCUGGCAGAGUUGAAAAUGGCAACUUUUAAAAUCAGGCCAGCUGCAGUUGAAGACUGCGAGGAGAUUUUCCGCAUGAGCGAGGAACUAAAUAUUGACGAGAAGCUACCAGGAUCCUCGGAGUAUGUGACUGUUGAAAGUCUUAAACAAGGCGGCUUUGGAGAUGAGAAAUUCUUUCAUGCAAUUGUUGUCGAAACAAUUGAACCAGCAGAUGGGUUGCCAAAGAAGAACACGGAAGAGGAAUCGACCAAUCAGAACUGUUCGACAGACAAUUCAACGUUGCCCGAUAGUUUGGUGGAAAAAGCAGCGAACCAAAGAUCGCGUCUGCUAGGUUACGCUACCUACUCGUUUUGUUUCGGAACCUACGGACCCGGGCGAGUUUUGUUUCUACAGGAUAUAUACGUGGAGAAAGAACAUAGACGGAAAGACAUCGGGAAGGCUUUGUUUAUUGAACUGGCUAAGAUAGCUUUGUCGAAGAGGUGCCAGGAAGUUAAUUGGCACGCCUUUUCCUGGAACUCUGGAGCCGUGGAAUUCUACAAGAAACUCAGAGCAACAAACGCCACAACGAAAAUCAACCUACACAGUUUCUUCAUGGACUAUAAAGACAUAUCGAGGCUUGUUACCGAGUCAAAGGAGGCUGACCAGUGAUCCUAGCCGAGUCGUUUGUAAAUGGUAUCUGUUUUGACCCCAAUACACUUUGACAGUUGAAUACACAAGUAAUUAAUACGAAUAUGUUUAUUUGAAUUGCCGAUCAUGUCACAGUAACGUUUUUCAUCUUCGGUUUAUACAUGCAUGUACAACGAACAAAUUCAAAAUGCGUGUGUCGUCCUCACACCUGUUUGGUAUUGCUAUUGUUUAUAUGACAAUGUGAAAAAAAAGUGCAAUUUAAGUAUACUACUUAAAAAAAAAUAAAAGUCAAGCAAUUCAAA